This is a messenger RNA of Racocetra persica, 383 nucleotides long. Lineage: Eukaryota; Fungi; Glomeromycota; Glomeromycetes; Diversisporales; Gigasporaceae. The record is from the annotation of a GenBank genome assembly.
AUCUAUGUUGGUAAACUUCAGAUUUCUGAAGGUUAUCUAACAUUUGAAUCUAAUGAAAAAAAACAAUGUAGUCUAGUUUUACCUUUAUAUACUGUACAAAGAGUUGAACGUCUCUUUAGCAAAACACAUGCUUUUGCUUUAUCUAUAGGGACUUGGCACAAAAUGAAAUUAUUAUUUCAAAUCAAUAUUCCAAAAACUUCAAUUGACAAGUUUUGUGUGAUUCUUAGAGAUAAUUUAAAAGAUCAAGUUCAUCUUAUGAAGUCUUUAAAAUCAUUUUUAAGUACUUGUUAUUCAGAAACUUUAACAGAUUCUAAAAAGGAACCAAAGGAGUAUUCUUUUGGAGGAUUGGGUUUAACUUUUGGAUUUCCGGGAGAUGCUAAAAA